Acomys russatus (golden spiny mouse) is the source of this 665-nucleotide messenger RNA. It is a transcript of the gene Sdc4, whose product is annotated as syndecan 4. Gene Ontology annotation, biological process: cell migration. The record is from RefSeq and is a predicted model, not a curated record. Gene Ontology annotation, cellular component: membrane; cell surface. The transcript has 5 exons. Bases 28 to 636 code for a protein of 202 amino acids. NCBI's taxonomy places the organism in Eukaryota, Metazoa, Chordata, Mammalia, Rodentia, Muridae.
GACCCUGAUCUGUGCAGUUGUGGUACCAUGGGGCCUGCUUACCUGCUCGCGCCGCUGCUGCUGUUGUUCCUCGGAGGCUUCCCCGCGGCCCCCGCCGAAUCGAUUCGCGAGACUGCGGUCAUAGACCCCCAGGACCUCCUGGAAGGCAGAUACUUUUCUGGAGACCUGCCUGAUGAUGAAGAUGCUGGGAGCCCUGGGCAGGAGUACGAUGACUUUGAGCUGUCUGGCUCCGGAGAUCUGGAUGACACAGAGACGCCCAGGACCUUCCCUGAAGUGAUCCAACCUUUGGUGCCACUAAACAACCACAUCCCCGAGAAGCCACAGCCCGGCAUCCGUGUCCCCUCAGAACCCAAGGAACUGGAGGAGAAUGAAGUCAUUCCCAAGAGAGUCCCCUCCGGCACGGAGAAUGACAUAUCCAACAAAGUGUCCAUGUCUAGCACCGCCCAGGACAGCAGCAUUUUUGAGAGAACCGAGGUCUUGGCAGCUCUGAUCGUGGGCGGAGUGGUUGGCAUCCUCUUCGCCGUCUUCCUGACCCUGCUUCUGGUGUACCGCAUGAAGAAGAAAGACGAAGGCAGUUACGACUUGGGCAAGAAACCCAUCUACAAAAAAGCCCCCACCAACGAGUUCUAUGCGUGAAGCUUCCCUUGAGGUGCCGCUUGGACUUC